This is a messenger RNA of Liolophura sinensis, 1142 nucleotides long. RefSeq names its product bifunctional methylenetetrahydrofolate dehydrogenase/cyclohydrolase, mitochondrial-like. Gene Ontology annotation, cellular component: mitochondrion. NCBI's taxonomy places the organism in Eukaryota, Metazoa, Mollusca, Polyplacophora, Chitonida, Chitonidae. Gene Ontology annotation, biological process: tetrahydrofolate interconversion. The transcript has 6 exons. Gene Ontology annotation, molecular function: methylenetetrahydrofolate dehydrogenase (NADP+) activity; methylenetetrahydrofolate dehydrogenase (NAD+) activity; methenyltetrahydrofolate cyclohydrolase activity. The coding region runs from base 4 to 1137 and encodes 377 amino acids. The record is from RefSeq and is a predicted model, not a curated record.
GUCAUGACAGUUGCAGGUGUAGCUUGUAUUUGUGUUUCGGCCAGGAUUCAUCUACAAAAGCUUUCCUCAAAAUACCAGCAUGUAAAAUGCUUUCAUCACCAAUGUUGCGCCAGAAGGAACUUUGUAUCACAAGAGAAGCCGAACUCUGGCCAAAUUAACGUUACACUAACAGGGUUGGUGUCUGUAAGCAGACGACAUUUUCACAAGACUCAACGCCGGUGUUUGGCGCAGGUGAUUGACGGCAGGUCCAUAUCAGCAGAGGUCCACAAUGAGGUGAAGGCUGACCUGCAGACGCUGGUGACAGAGAGAGGCAGGCCGCCUUCACUGAGUGUGAUUCUGGUGGGUGAAGACCCUGCCAGUCAGAUCUACGUCAGGAACAAGGUCAAGGCUGCAUCACUAACAGGUAUUCAGAGUGAGGAAGUCAAGCUGCCUGCCUCUGUCUCCCAGACUGACCUUCUCACCACAAUACAACACCUGAACUUGAGAACUGAAGUGGACGCGAUUCUGGUGCAGCUGCCUCUCCCGCCACACAUAGAAGAGCGCGUGGUCUGUGAUGCUGUAACGCAAAGUAAAGAUGUGGACGGCUUCCACGUCGUCCAUAUGGGUCGUCUAUUAUCUGAUGUGGACACCAUCUUACCUUGUACGCCAGCUGCCGUACUAGAGAUACUGAGACGCACAGGUAUAGAGACCUGUGGGAAGAAGGUAACACUAGUAGGGCGAUCCAAGCAUGUGUGUUUACCUCUGGCUAUCUUACUACAAGCAGACAGAUCCAAGUUACCCACAGGAGGUGAUGCCACAGUCACGAUAUGCCACCGAAACACACCCCAAGAGUUGCUGACACAGAGCACACAAAGUGCUGACAUCAUCAUAUCAGGAACAGGCAUCCCCAGGCUGAUCACUGGGGACAUGGUGAAGGAAGGAGUUGCAGUCAUAGAUGUGGGCUUUUCAAUGUCCUACAAUCAUGAUACAGGCAAAUCUAAACUUGUGGGAGAUGUUGACUUUGAAGGUGUGUCGCAGAAGGCCACUUACAUCACACCUGUGCCUGGAGGGGUGGGGCCUGUUACAGUGGCAAUGCUUAUGAAGAACACCCUACGAUUGGCUAGGGGAGACUUUCGCACACUUCCUGUCUACAUGUAGCAGUA